Messenger RNA from Aspergillus puulaauensis, 231 nucleotides. RefSeq names its product NADH:ubiquinone oxidoreductase subunit NDUFA3. The record is from RefSeq and is a predicted model, not a curated record. The transcript has 2 exons. The coding region runs from base 1 to 231 and encodes 76 amino acids. NCBI's taxonomy places the organism in Eukaryota, Fungi, Ascomycota, Eurotiomycetes, Eurotiales, Aspergillaceae.
AUGACUACCCCCCAGUUCUGGUCUACGCCCCUUCGCUACAUGCGUUGGGCCUCGCACGAGAAACCCGCAAUCUUCUACUCUCUCAUCAUUGGCGCCACCGGCCCGCUCAUGCUCGUUUCCCUCCCCCCAAUCAGACGAUUCUUCGGCGAUGUCGACCCGGAACCGAUUCCCUUCACAUAUCCCAUCCCGCAAGGACCUCGGGUUAUCCCCCAGGGCUAUGACGACGAGUAA